AUGCCGCGCGAUCAAACAGACGCCGGCGUCGGCGCCGCCGGCCGCCACGUUGUGAAGCUCUCGCCGGACAUGCUGGCGAACAUCCACGGCCGCCUGAGCUUCGUCGACCGCCUCGCCUUCGCGUCGGUCUUCCGCGAGUCCCGCGACGCGUUCAAGCCCGAGGCGCCAUGGCUCGUCCUGCCCGGCGGGACCCCGGAGACCGCCACGCUCUUCUCCCUCGCUGACCGCCGCGCCGCCGCCGCGCGCGUCACGAGCCCCGGGAUUCGUGGCCAUGCCUUCCUCGGCUCCUCCCGUGGGUGGCUCGCCACCGCCGACGAGAGCGGCCGGAUGAGCCUUGUCAACCCGGUCAGCGGCGAGCAGCGUGCUCUCCCGGCCAUCACCACCAUCCCAGGCCUCGAGGAGUACGACGGGGUCUUCGCCUUCCCGCUAAAACCCUUCGUCAGGGGCCCCCCGUACGCCGGCGGCCGCGAGCCGCGCGGGACGUUCACGCUGAAGGCCGAGCAGAUGGGCAGCUACCUCUACCGCAAGGUCGUCCUCUCGGACGGUUGCCAUGGCGCCGCCAUGCUGAUCACGGGAGCUAUGUUCGGCGUGGCGGCCUUCGCUACUGCCAAAGACGCCGCGUGGAGGCUGGCGCCCUCACGCGACGGCGUCGAGGACGCCAUACACUACGACGGCAGGUUCUAUUCCGUCACGUACACCGGCGCCGUGGAAGUGUGGGAACAUGACCCCUACGCCGGCGUGUUCACGAGCGCCGUGGUCACGCCGAGGCUGGACGACGUGGCCGGCGAUCCGCACUACCGCCGCAAGUACCUCGUUGCGGCACUAGGCGGGCGGCUGAUGGUCGUGCUCAAGGACUGGAAGGAGACCAAGGACAAGCUUAACAAGAUCCGGUGGGCCUGCUCAUUCAAGGUGCAGGUCCUCGACGGAGGGCAGUGGAAGAAGACGGACGACAUCGGCGACGCCGCACUGUUCAUCGGGGCCAACGAGUCUUUGUGCUUGUCGACGAGGGUGCACCCGAAGCUCAAGGCCGGCCACGUCUACUACAUCGAGGACGAUCUGAGUCACAAGGGUCGCAGCCGCUACGACCACGACUGGUGUGUCGUCCGGGUGUUCUGCCUCAAGGACGGCACGGAGGAGAAUGUCGAGGGGCUAGGGAUGCACUGGAGCUGGCCACCGCCGGCGUGGUUCACACCAUCCAUCCCAUGA
Lolium perenne is the source of this 1206-nucleotide messenger RNA. RefSeq lists its product as uncharacterized. The record is from RefSeq and is a predicted model, not a curated record. NCBI's taxonomy places the organism in Eukaryota, Viridiplantae, Streptophyta, Magnoliopsida, Poales, Poaceae.